CUCUUACCUCAGUCACUUCCAGCAUUUGGUCCUGGUCCAAGCCUGCAAAAUGUCCGACAAAGGAGCCUUCGACACCAACGUAGUGACCCUGACCAGGUUUGUUCUGGAGGAAGGCAGGAAGGCCCAGGGAACAGGCGAACUAACAACUCUGCUCAACUCGAUCUGCACAGCUGUUAAAGCCAUCUCAACUGCAGUCAGGAAGGCUGGGAUUGCUAAUCUAUACGGCAUUGCUGGAAGCACCAAUGUGACGGGGGACCAGGUGAAGAAGCUGGACGUCCUGUCCAAUGACCUGGUCAUCAACAUGAUCAAGUCCUCCUUCACCUCCUGUGUACUGGUCUCUGAGGAAGAUGAGAAAGCCAUCAUCGUGGAACCAGAUAAGAGAGGAAAAUACAUUGUGUGCUUUGAUCCGUUGGAUGGGUCUUCCAACAUCGACUGUCUUGUCUCCAUCGGAACGAUAUUUGCCAUCUAUAAAAAGACUACAGUGGGAGAACCCUGCGAGGAAGAUGCUCUGCAGCCUGGCAGGAACAUUGUAGCAGCUGGUUACGCUCUGUACGGCAGCGCCACCAUGAUGGUCCUCUCCACCGGUCAGGGGGUGAACUGCUUCAUGCUGGACCCGGCGAUAGGGGAGUUUAUCUUGGUGGAUCGAGAUGUGAAGAUUAAGAAGAAGGGAAAAAUCUACAGUCUGAAUGAGGGAUACGCGCAGCAGUUUCAUCCAGAUGUAACAGAAUACCUGCAAAAGAAGAAGUUCCCACAGGAUGGUUCUGCUGCGUACGGAAGUCGAUACAUUGGAUCCAUGGUGGCAGAUGUUCAUCGAACACUGGUGUACGGAGGAAUCUUUUUAUAUCCUGCUAAUGUCAAGAGUCCAAAGGGCAAGCUGAGGCUGCUGUAUGAGUGCAAUCCCAUGGCCUUCAUCAUGGUCCAGGCAGGAGGCAUUGCCACCACAGGAUCAGAAAACAUUCUGGACAUCCAGCCCACCACGAUCCACCAGAGAGUCCCUGUGGUCCUGGGGUCCCCUGAUGAUGUGCAAGAGUACAUUACCAUCUACAAGAAGCACAACAAAUAAGCAGGUCAGGUUCAGUAGUUAGAAACAUAAUCAGAACCGACAGUCUGGACAUUCAUCCGGGUUGUUAUUUGUGCUGCACUGAUGAAGAACCAACCCUUCACUGGAUCUAUUAACUCUGCUCCACACUGCAAGUUUCAUCUUCCUGUUGUGUGCCAUUUUUAGAGUUGUGUCUGUAUUUUUAAAUAAAGUCUAAGGAGAAGAGUCUGUGAAUUAAAAAAGAA
Austrofundulus limnaeus is the source of this 1284-nucleotide messenger RNA. Its product is annotated as fructose-1,6-bisphosphatase 1. The transcript has 8 exons. Gene Ontology annotation, cellular component: cytosol; cytoplasm. Gene Ontology annotation, biological process: gluconeogenesis; fructose 6-phosphate metabolic process; sucrose biosynthetic process. Gene Ontology annotation, molecular function: fructose 1,6-bisphosphate 1-phosphatase activity. The record is from RefSeq and is a predicted model, not a curated record. The coding region runs from base 50 to 1063 and encodes 337 amino acids. NCBI's taxonomy places the organism in Eukaryota, Metazoa, Chordata, Actinopteri, Cyprinodontiformes, Rivulidae.